ACAUUAUUACAAAGUACCUAAUGAUUAUUCACGCAUACAAUUUCCUCAAAGAAUACCACCAUACCCAAAACAUUCUCAAUAUCAAAGAUUUUCCAAUUCUAUACCGUUUUAUCAAAAAAGGAUAUUUUGGAUUUAUACUGGAGCAGUUGGCGGACUCACUAGCGUAUAUUAUGUAAGUCAUUUAGAGAAGGUGCCUAUAACUAACAGACGACGUUUUAUGGAUGUGAGUCCAAAACAAGAAGAAAAAUUAUCACAACAAGCCUAUCAUGAAGUAAUGGAAAAAUAUUCAAAUAAAAUAUUACCAUUGUGGGAUAGGCGUACCAAGUUUGUAAGGCAGGUAGCUCAAGAUCUAGUAAAAGUUAGUGGAAUGAAUGAUUUAAAUUGGGAAUUUUAUGUGAUUGAUUCACCAGAGAAAAACGCAUUUGUUUUACCUGGUGGAAAAGUUUUUGUUUUUACUGGAAUAUUACCAAUUGUUAAAAAUGAAGAUGGUUUAGCAGCAGUAUUAGGGCAUGAG
Molecule: messenger RNA, 514 nt
Organism: Entrophospora sp. SA101
Lineage: Eukaryota; Fungi; Glomeromycota; Glomeromycetes; Entrophosporales; Entrophosporaceae
Source: the annotation of a GenBank genome assembly